This is a messenger RNA of Topomyia yanbarensis, 1350 nucleotides long. Its product is annotated as phenoloxidase-activating factor 2-like. Gene Ontology annotation, biological process: proteolysis. Gene Ontology annotation, molecular function: serine-type endopeptidase activity. Bases 69 to 1331 code for a protein of 420 amino acids. NCBI's taxonomy places the organism in Eukaryota, Metazoa, Arthropoda, Insecta, Diptera, Culicidae. The transcript is spliced from 3 exons. The record is from RefSeq and is a predicted model, not a curated record.
CUCAACGAGGCACUGAAACAACAAGUCCCAGAGAAAUCCGUUCCGCAGUAAAUAGUUUGCAGUCGGCGAUGGAUUGGAAGGUAGCAGUUUUAGUUAGUUGCAUAUGGUCUAUUGGACUUGCGACUCCUCAGGAAAACGGUGUCAUUUUUCAGUUUAACCGUCGAAAGUCGACCACGCCAGAUCCUAUCCUGAGCUUUUUCAAUCAGUGCAACCGAGGAAGGGGGACUUGCGUAUCCGAAUGCAAGGACAGUCUUCGUGUGGAUUCUGAGGACUGUGUUAGCGUUUGGCAUGUUUGCUGCAACAAAGAAGAGAAUGAUAUUAUUACUUUCCCAUCGAGGAAACCACCAACGCUCCCCGCAACCAGUUCAACCACAAGUAAACCACCUACACCUAAAUACACUACACCCACAACAACUUCGACCACGGAAGCACCGUUGGAUGAGAACUGGACACCGCCGGACUGCGGAGUUCGGCAAUCAAAUACUGAAGUUAACAGUCAGACUAUCGAAGAUACAAAACGAGGCGAGUUCCCUUGGAAUGUGGGAAUAUUUACGAUGAGUACCAAUUUUCUCGGCAUUGAACAAAAUGUGUUUCAUUGCGCCGGAUCGCUGAUAGACGAUUUUGUAGUCUUAACCGCUGCUAGUUGUGUUCGGAGAAAGAACGCCUCGACACUGAUGGUAUUCGCAGGUGUUUGGGAUGUGACCGACGAGCAGGAAAAACGCCAGAUACGCAAGGUGAAACAAAUUAUCAUACACCCAAACUUUGUUACAUCAUCCAGGAUAUACGAUAUAGCGCUCCUUGUUCUGGAAGACAAAGUGGAUUUUACACCGACCGCUAACCGCAUCUGCCUACCGGAUAUCGGAGUUAGUUUUAACGACAGUUACUGUCUAGCCACCGGUUGGGGUGUAACACCUACAGAAAAAUCCUUUGAGCAGAUACGACCAAUUUUAAAGAUGGUCGAACUGCAGUUGGUCGACCACAACGAGUGUGAGAUCAGAAUACGAAAAUCCCUCCCAUUUAACGUUCGAUUCAAACUAAGUGAGGUAUUCCAAUGUGCCGGUAUUGAGCCCGGAAUUAGUCUUUGUCCAGGAGAUGUGGGCUCUCCAUUAUUUUGUACUAUCCCGGGGCGGCCACGACAGUUUUACCAAGUUGGAAUAUUCUCCUGGAGUGAAAGCCAGUGCGGCGAAAAGGCGGUCCCCGGUGCGUUCACAAAAAUUAGUCAUUUCCGAACUUGGAUUGAUGGACACAUGGAGGCAAAACAGCGAGGUGUAAACGUAUAUGUUCCACAACCAGAGGACUCCAGCGAAGAUAAUAGCUUUGCAGCUGAUUAAAAUAACGAUUUCAAUACUA